UCCUGCCUGCCUGCUUUAUAACGCGAGUACGAGCGCCGACUAAAGUCCCGUACGAAACCCGACACCGCAGCAACCGAGCGAGCGAGGAGGAGAAGGGGAGAUAGAGUGAGGGGAGGGGAAAAAAGAAAAAAUAAAGAAAAAAAAAAUUCUCUCCUCUUAUUUCUCUUUGGAUCCAAAACGGGAGCGAGUAAACGAGGGAAAAAAGGGGCACGAAGAAGAAGGGGCGACCGAAACCCUAACCCUAGCGCCCCCACCGCCGUCCAUCGUCGUCGCACACGAAGGACUCCUACGCCGAGGGGACUACGGUUAGGGUUAGGGCUAGGGUUCUGCGGCGAUGAUGGGCUGCUGUCUCGAGUCGCGGCCAUGAGCGGCGGCCGAUGCCUGCGGCGGAGUAUGACGGGAAGGGGAGCCGCGGGAAGGGGAGCCGUCGUGGGUUGCGGCACCGAGGAGAAGCCCUGCCCCGUCUCCCGGCCGUCGCCGUCGAGGGGGGCGGCGCCGCCAGCGGCUGCCGGGGUGGAUCCCUUCGCCCAGGCCCGGAAGGCUCUCUCUGAACGCUCCCCAUUCGAUGCCGACGAGGCCGGCGCUAGGGUUCCGACGCUCCCCUCUGGGUGGGCCGCCUUUCUCUCGAAGCCGAAGGACGGCCGCAGGAAGCACAAGAAGUCCCAUGGGGAGUGCGGGGAGAAGCCCUUGGGGCAUGGGCAACCUCAUGCGGCCAGGAACGUGUGGGACCAGACGGAGGAGUACUUCCGGCCGGUCACUCUGGCGGACAUCGACGCCUUGGUUCCUAAACUUCCGUUCGGCUCUGCUACACUGGAUUCUUGCCUCACCAUUCCGGCCUCUGGAAAUGUUGCAGAAGGCAUGACAAGAGAUGAUGUCUUGGACGCAGGCGCAGUCGAAGUGAGUCCAAGCUUGGGGAUUGACAAAAAAGAGGUGGAGGAGGAGGAGCAAGGAGAGGAAACGCAGAGUGCAGAGCAGGUGGCAGAGGAGCAAGUGUUGGAUGUAGCUGAAUUUGGGGCAAGUGGUGCUACAUUUUUGGAGAAAGAAGAGGAUGACCAUUCAUCUCUGAAUUGGCUUUUGGGUUCAAAGGAACGGUUUGUUCUUACAUCAGAGCGGCCUAACAAGAAACGCAAGCUUUUGGGGGGAGAUGCUGGCUUGGAACGGCUGAUGAUACUUCCUCAUUCUCAGGCAGAAGGUGCUCCUAUAUGCGAUUUCUGUUGCUCAGGAGACAGUAGCGUGAAGUCAAAUCAGUUGCUUUGUUGCGAUACUUGCAAGGUUUGGGUGCACCAGAAAUGUUAUGGUGUGCGUAAGGUUCCAGAGGGGGUGUGGUUCUGCUCUUGGUGUAAGCAUUUGGAGGAAGUGGGAAAGGUAUUGAAGAAAGAUGGUGAUGACCCCUGUUCAAGGCCUUGUUUACUUUGUCCAAAAGAAGGUGGGGCUCUGAAACACUCAGGAAGGGAUUCCAGCAAUAGGGCAAGGGAUAGUGGUGUGAAGUUUGCACACUUGUUCUGCAGUCUAUGGGUACCUGAGGUGUAUGUGGAGGACAUUGGGGCCAUGGAACCAGUGAUGAAUAUUGAAGGAGUGCAAGAGACACGGAAAAAAUUGGUUUGUAACGUGUGCAAGGUGAAACAUGGUGCAUGCGUCCGAUGUAGCCAUGGAACAUGCAGAACAUCUUUUCAUCCUUUAUGUGCAAGGGAAUCAAAGCAUCAUAUGGAGAUCUGGGGGAAGUUUGGAUGUGAUAAUGUUGAGCUGCGAGCUUUUUGCUCAAAACACUCCACUUCUCAAGAUAUGAGCGGUGUCCAGCACUUAAACAACGUGGAUGAUGACUCUUCAGUAACCAAGCCUCCACCUGCAAUUCUACCCACAAAAAAGAUACCCAAGUUAAGGCUCAACCGCAAAAAUAGAGAUCAAAGCUUGACACAAGAUGAAAUUGCAGGUUCUAGUUCUGAUAAAAAGAUCAAAGUGGAACCUAAUAUGGAGAAAGAUGCCUUGACCGGUAGACUAAGAUAUGAAGGUGGUCAUGCAGAGCCAAACAGUAACAUGGAUACUGAUGGAAAUAUCGAGAGUGUGGACAUCACAAGAAAUUCCCCUGAUAUUUCUGUAAUUCUUAACAAGUUAAUUGAUCGAGGGAAAAUUAAUAUUGAUGAUGUCGCAUCAGAGAUGGGCAUUUCAACAAAUUCUUUACAAGCAGCUCUUGUGGGUGAAACCACAUCCUUCUCCCCUGGAUUGAGGAUGAAAAUAAUCAAAUGGCUUCAAAGUUCUGUACAUAUGCCCGCAAUGCAAUGCAUGGAAAUUAAAAGUGGCUUUGCAAUAGAAUCAGAAAAUAAAGUUGCAAGGCUUAAUGGUCAAAGUGCUACUAGAGUAGCAGGUUCUUAUAUUCAUGGUGAGGAUAAAGUUGCUAGUCUUGACAUGCGAGAUGCUGUUUUUGUUAAAUCCUUACCACCACGGAGAAGAACGAAAAGCAGCAUCAGAAUCUUGAAGGAUAACCAAAUGUUAUGUUCACCUGGGGAGUUACCUUUUAUGCCAGAAAAUGGAAAUGCAAAAAUACUCGAUGUGAUGGGUGAAAUUCCGCUUGCUUUUGGCGAAGAUAUGAAAGGAGAUAUUAAUGGCAAGAAAUCUUCUAUUCUUGAUCAGAAAUGCUGCUUGAAGGAUCAAGAGAUUUCAGACAUGAUUGUGGAAGAUACUUUUAAGCCUCUAGAUUCUUGUCCCUCCUUGGGCCUACAUCCUGGACAUGAAGGAAAUCAAGUCAAAAUAGAAAACAAUUACCUGUCUGACGCACAUCAUGAGAAUCGAAGUACAACGGAUGGGGUGUCGUCUUUUGCAUCUGGUAUCAAUCAAGUGGAUGAGUCUAAUGUUGUUUUGCCCAAUGCAUUGGAGAAAAGUUGCUGGGAACAUCCUAACAGCGACGUUGAUGUGAAUGAUUUUGCUAAACCUGAUAACAAAUUCGAUGAAUCCUUUUAUGUUUCUCAUAUUCAUCCAUUCAUCAAAAAGAAGUUGAUACAAGUGCAAAACCAUGUUAAGCAAAAAAUUACAGAAGCUACUAGCUUUGCUUGUCCUUGCUGUAAUCAACAAUCUUUAUCUUCAGCCUGCACUAAUAUGAAUCAUACAUCAGAUGUGGGAAAUCUGGAUGAGCUUUCAAAAGCCAAAACAAUGGGACUCUUAGAGCUUUCUCCUGAAGAUGAAGUGGAGGGCGAAAUAUUAUACUUACAAGCUAGGCUACUUGAUAACGUUGUUGCGGUCAAGAAUAGCUGUGAUGAUUUAAUUUUUAAGGUAGUCCAGAAUCUUCCUCAACAGCUGGAUGCUGUGAAUAGACGAAAAUGGGACCUCAUUCUUGUGAAUCAGUUCCUUCGUGAAGUUAGGGAAGCAAAGAAACGAGGAAGGAAAGAGAGAAGGCAUAAAGAAGCUCAGGCUGUUCUAGCAGCUGCUGCUGCUGCGGCUGCUGCUUCUUCAAGGAAUUCAUCAGUAAGGAAAGAUGCAACUGAUGAGAUCAUCUCCAAUAAUCAAGAGAGUCCUGUAAAGGUCAGUGCAGUCUCUAGGAGAGGUGGGCUACACUCUUCAUUGAUGCUGCGGACAAAGGAUUUUUCAAGAUCAGCUGUUGCUAAAAUGUCACUGGAUAAGCAUUCUGGGAUAUUCCAGAUUGCAGAUUUUUCUAAAGAAAAUGCACUCUCCUGUGACAUCUGCAUGCGAACUGAGACAGUGUUAAACAGGAUUUUUGUCUGUUCGAGCUGUAAGGUUGCUGUUCAUUUGGAUUGUUAUCGUAGGCUUAAAAAUCCAAUUGGCUCUUGGAAAUGUGAGGUUUGUGAGGAGAUGUCCUUGCAUCCUAGAAGCCCUAGAAAUCAGACAGAUGGCUGGGAUAGAUUCCAUGCUGUUACUCAGUGUGGCUUGUGUGGUGGUGCAACUGGUGCUUUCAGAAAAUCAACGGAUGGGCAAUGGGUUCAUGCCUUUUGUGCUGAGUGGCUGUUGGAGUCAAGGUUCACACGAGGUCAAGAUAAUCUGGUAGAAGGAAUGGAUACCAUUUCAAUGGGAAAGGACUCUUGCUGUAUCUGCUAUCAGGAUAUUGGUGCAUGCUUAAAGUGCAGCUAUGGACACUGCCAGAUCACUUUUCACCCUUCCUGUGCUCGAAGUGCUGGUUUUUACAUGAAUGUGAGGAUCACUGGUGGCAGAUUACAGCACAAAGCUUAUUGUGAGAAGCAUAGUGUGGAGCAAAAGGAGGCUGAUAUCCAGCAAUAUGGAGCAGAGGAGCUUAAGAACAUUAAACAAAUACGGGUUGAAUUAGAGAAACUGCGUCUUCUUUGUGAGCGAAUUAUCAAAAGAGAAAAGCUAAAGAGAGACCUGGUUCUUUGUUCCCAUGACAUACUCGCUUCAAGAAGGGAUUAUGUUGCUUUCUCGGUGCUUGUACGGAGUUCUUUCUUCCCACCUGGGGUUAGUUCAGAAUCUGCUACCACUUCUAUAAAUAAUAAAUCUUACAGUGGACCAAUCCAGCAAUCUGAUGAGGUCACAGUGGAUAGUACUGUUUCUGGCAAAUGCACAUUUAGGCUUUCCUUGCAUAAUAGAGAUGUAGAUCGAAGCACCGAAGACAGCUCUACAUCUCAACUAUCAACAAAGCGGAAAUUAGCUGAUAGGGCCUCUUGUGCUGGCAAGCAACUUCCAAGUAGGUCUGCAUCUAUGGCCUUCUUCAAUACGGAAGAAGAUGAAGAAAAAAGGUCUAGGACUAGAAAGCAUACAGAAACUUUCCAGAAGGAGCUCGUGAUGACUUCUGACCAAGCAUCAAUGCAAAAUCAACGGCUUCCUAAAGGUUUUGCUUAUGUUCCCAUUGGUUGUCUUUCCAAAGAAAAAGCACUUGCCCAUGAUUCAGAGUCUUGUGAACCACGAGAACCUGGUGGGUAGGACUUAAGAAGAGUUUGUUGGUGCUUGUUCUAAUCAUCGAGGCCACAACGACAAUCCCUGAUGUAUAAUUUUGAAAGGGAAGUAAAUCUUGAUCUGUGAUUUACUGCCAAUGGAAAGAGAUCAAAGUCAAUCAAAGGGAUAGGGGCUGGCUGAUGAGCCUAUACAACUGAGUCAAGAUUCAAGAAGUUUUGAUUGCCAACUUUGUAUAUCCAUCUGAGAGCAAUUGUACAAAUGCUGAGGGUGAGUUUCUAUUAAUGUAUCAUGUGGGCUUCCAUUGUUGCCUAGUUGGCUGUCCAUCUUUGGCUGCCUAGUUGGAGAGCAAUAUGUAAAUGCUUGGCUCUUUUCUUGUGGCUGUAUAUGAGGAAUAUAGAUAUCAACUAGGUUGCAGAUUUUGUAAAAUUAUUUUGUAUAUUCUUACCAUGGCAUCUGUCAAUACUUAGGUCUGAGCUAAAUUUAGGGCAACUUGGCUCAUCUUUUUAA
Messenger RNA from Elaeis guineensis (African oil palm), 5361 nucleotides. RefSeq lists its product as uncharacterized. Gene Ontology annotation, biological process: regulation of transcription by RNA polymerase II. The record is from RefSeq and is a predicted model, not a curated record. NCBI's taxonomy places the organism in Eukaryota, Viridiplantae, Streptophyta, Magnoliopsida, Arecales, Arecaceae.